Molecule: messenger RNA, 1400 nt
Organism: Parus major (Great Tit)
Lineage: Eukaryota; Metazoa; Chordata; Aves; Passeriformes; Paridae
Gene: FOXD3
Product: forkhead box D3
Exons: 1
Coding region: 83-907 (274 amino acids)
Biological process (GO): cell differentiation; anatomical structure morphogenesis; regulation of transcription by RNA polymerase II
Molecular function (GO): DNA-binding transcription factor activity, RNA polymerase II-specific; RNA polymerase II cis-regulatory region sequence-specific DNA binding
Source: RefSeq, a predicted model, not a curated record
CGGCGGCGGCGGGGCAGCGGGGCAGAGCAAGCCCAAGAGCAGCCUGGUGAAGCCGCCCUACUCGUACAUCGCCCUCAUCACCAUGGCCAUCCUGCAGAGCCCGCAGAAGAAGCUGACGCUCAGCGGCAUCUGCGAGUUCAUCAGCAACCGCUUUCCCUACUACCGGGAGAAGUUCCCCGCCUGGCAGAACAGCAUCCGCCACAACCUCUCCCUCAACGACUGCUUCGUCAAGAUCCCCCGGGAGCCCGGCAACCCGGGCAAGGGCAACUACUGGACGCUGGACCCGCAGUCCGAGGACAUGUUCGACAACGGCAGCUUCCUCCGCCGCAGGAAGCGCUUCAAGCGGCACCAGCAGGAGCACCUGCGGGACCAGACGGCGCUCAUGAUGCAGGGCUUCGGCGCCUACGGCCUGGCCGGACCCUACGGCCGCCCCUACGGGCUGCACCCCGGCGCCUACACGCACCCCGCGGCGGCCGCGGCCGCGCUGCAGUACCCCUACAUCCCCCCGGUGGGGCCCAUGCUGCCGCCCGCCGUGCCGCUGCUGCCGUCCAGCGAGCUCAGCCGCAAAGCCUUCAACUCCCAGCUCAGCCCCAGCCUGCAGCUGCAGCUCAACAGCCUGGGCGCCGCCGGCUCCAUCGUCAAAUCGGAGCCCAGCAGCCGCCCGUCCUUCAGCAUCGAGAACAUCAUCGGCGUCCCCGCCGCCAGCUCGGCCGCCAGCGCACAGACUUUCCUGCGGCCGCCGGUCACCGUACAGUCGGCUCUCAUGGCCCACCAGCCGCUGGCGCUGGCCAGGACCACCGCGGCCAUCGCCCCCAUCCUCAGCGUGCCUACCAACAUCAUCGCGGGGCAGUUCCUGCAGCCCGCAGCCCCCGCCGCAGCCGUGCAGGCCAAGUGGCCGGCGCAGUAGCCCCGGGCUGUAGCUCCGGGCAGCGCCCCGGGGAGCUCCGGCCGCCCCCUCGGGGUUCCGCGGCCGCCCGGGCUCGGAGCAGCAGCGGGCAGCGGCCGCCGCCGCUUGUACAUAUUUGUAUCAAAAAUCACUGACGUUGCUUUCGGGGUUUUUAUUUUUCUAAAGAGGCGAAAAUGACGGUCGCGAUUAGGAGCUGCGAACUUUCACUUUUUUUGAAGGUUCCGGCGCUCCGAGCGGUUUUAUCCGAAAUAAACGAACACACGAGAAAAAAAAAUAAUUGUAUAAAAAAAAGAAAUAAGCGGGGAAAAUUUUAAAUAUUAAACGAACGAACAGGGAAAAAAAAAAAAAGAAUUUUGGAGAGAAAAAAAAAGGAGGAAAAACGCUGUCAUUCUAUUAUAGAAGUCUGUUUAUAUAUGAAUGAAUAUAUGUAUUCUAAAUGUUAUCCCUUCGUGUUGUACACAACUUUGUAAAUAAAUUUUUAAAAUGCUCUGCC